UUACAAUCUGCUGCCUUUUAGUCCUUUCCUGCGUCAAAGCUCUCAGCUAGAAUGUGCUUUGCCCAUUCAAAUGCUUUCUUUAAGACAGGGUCUUGCUCUGCAACCCUGACUGGUGUGGAGCUUGUUAUAUGUGAUACGUAGACCAGACUUUAGCGUGCAGCCUCUUACCCUGUCUCCUGAGUGCUGGGAUUACAGGUAGAGCUACUAUUGCCUGGCCCCAAUGCUUUCUUUAUCACUUGGGAUCAUCCCAAAACUCAAGAAGUUACCUUGUUUAUUGUUUGUAUUAGGGAAGAUUUAUAUUGUUUUCUUGACAUAUGAUCUCAGGUUUACACAGAUGGGCUGUAAAAAUUGCUUUGGGUUUUAAUAACCUUUUGUUUUGUUUUUGUUUUUUAGAUAUAGGUUUUUUCUCUAUUCAGUUCAGGUUGUCCUGGAACUCAGAGAGAUCUGCCUGCCUCUGCCUGCCAAAUAAAUGCUGGGCUUAAAGGCGUGCACCGCUGCCUUUUAAGAGAGUAGUUAGAAGGAAGCUAAUACAAAGCCCCUUCGUAUAGCCAGCUCUGUACUGAGAAAUUGCUUGUAUUCAAGUAUUACAACUCUAGUUCAAUUAUAUCCAUGUUCACACAUGAGAGAGGCUGUCCCUCAACAGUAGGAAACUUUAUAGACUCCAUAUGUCCUACAAAGUCUUCCUACAUAUAUUGUUGCCUAUAUGAAGGGAAAAGUAGUGAUAAGGGGACUUUUCUGUGGAGAUGGCUCCAGGGGUAAAAGUGCUUUGCCAUGUAGUUCUGAGGUCCUGAAUUCAAAUCCGUAGAACUCAUCUAACAGGAAGUGGAAGAGUCUGCAGUAGCAGCAUUCUACAGGAACAUGGAUGGGAGGGAAAGACAAAGGAAUCUCCAGACACAGGCCAGCUGGUGUGCACAGUGGGAAAACAAAGGGGGCCACCCUGUCUCAAGAAAGGUCCAAAGUAAAGUUGACAGCUGUGGUCUUCCUCUGGCUUCCACACAUGUGCUGUAGCAGGCACAUACCCACCUAACUCACACAUACAUCAUACACAGAAGACAGUCAGUGAUAGAAGUGUUGUGCUUAGGCAUCCUGAGUUUGGUAUGUAAAUGAGAGGCCUGUGAAAUCAAAUCUAACAUGUGCUUCACCAGAACAAUAGGACUCUAUAGCUACUAGCAUGAAUUAUUUGUUGAAGGGACACUGGCCUACUCGAGCAUGUAGCUCUGGCAGGCUUUGCCCUUCUCCCCAGUUCCCUCUACCUUGCUAAAAACCAUUAGAUUAAAUCCCUAAAGUUAGCCACCAGCAUUUGUUCCUUAUUUGGCUAUUUGGCUACUUCAUCCUCCUGAGGCUAUCCAAGUGUUAAAAGUCCAGCAAUCAAAAACCCCCUUUGGUUUACCCAACUAACAUGCCCAAUCAGUAUACACCAUGACAUCCUCACGCAGACCUCCCGUUUUUCUCAAGGUUAUUUGCUACUGUUUGCUGCCUGAGACCGAAAGCAGCCACUUUAACUUUUCUUCCCACUUAAUAAAGGAUCUUUCUGGAAAAUAGAUGUUUGGGUGUGGUUUGUGUCUAAUCCUGGGUCUGAGAGGGAGCCUCUGCUACGUAUGGGAGGUCUCCUUCACAUGAUCAUUUGUUUUUCACAAGCUGGAUAGAUAAUGUAGGUUUCAAACUUAGAGUAAGGCUAAAGUACUGGCAGGUUCCAAGGUCUGCUCAUGCUCUGACUUGUCUUAUCUGGGUUCUAGAAACAUCUACUAGCAAAUGCACUUUCUGAGAUUGAGGCUCUCCAGUGUGGCUGCUGGUUUUCCUUCACUUGGCAUGAGGGGUCUUUGAGAAUAGAUGGAGAGGGACUGCCUUUAGUUGUCUUUGAUUUUUAGAUAUGAGGAGUGGGAAAAGCUGAGAAACCACUGAAAUGUUUAAAAUGAGAGGUUGAGUCAAUCUUAUGCCCACCAAAAGUGUCAGGUGACCGGAGCAGGGAAGUAGAAUUAAUUCUGUGCUGGCUAAUAUAUAUGGUCCUGCCUGGAAUACAAAAGGUAUUUUGUUUUUUCAAGACAUGGUUUCUCUGUAACAACUCUGGCUGCCCUGGAACUGGCCCUGUAGACCAAGCUGACCUCAAAUUCACAGAGAUAAGCCGGUGUGUGCCACCACUGCCUGACUGAUAAAAAGUGUCCUUAAAAACUUGCUUUGUGCGUUUUGUUUGACAGGCUUGCUUUCUCCUGCGUCAAGGACUGAGGGAUUCAUCCCAGGUGAUGCCAUUUGGGCCUGUAUAGUUCUGUUUCGAGAAUCCUAAAAAAACCACACAUUACUUUAACCUUUGGGUUGAGUAUGUUAAAUUUUCUCAACGCAAAUACAUGACCAUUCGCAUUACAUUUACUUAUGUGAUUUGUGUGUGUGGAGGUCAGAAGACAACUUGAUGUUUUCUGUACUGGGGGUCAUCAGGUAUGACUGAGUAUCCUUGCCAGACCGAGUAACCGCUUUCUAUUGGGAAACUGCUAAAUGUUUUCAUGUGUCAUUGAGUGAGCUUCUGUGUAAGAAUCCUGGAGGCAGAUUUGGGGGCAGGAAGGAGUGCUGGCGUGAGAAUCGGGGAGGGCUUGCUUCCGCUCCAGGAGACUAGGCGCUCCACGCACGCAGAGAGCCGUAUUUUCGCGUCCGAGAUCAAGUCCGCUUUGCGGCUGCCGUAAAGCGCGCUGGCCCCGCCCCUGGUGCGCCGCCUGUGACGCAACGACCAAGGCUUUUUGGGCGGGAAAAAAGCGGUGGGUGGGUAGAGGCCGCGGGGUGCGGAGCGGCCGUGGACGGAGUUCCUCGGCGUUGGCGGAGCCGUGCUUUCCGGGUCAUGGGGCUGCUGGAGCUCUGUGAGCAGGUGUUCGGCACCGCCGACCUCUACCGGGUGCUGGGCGUGCGGCGUGAGGCUUCCGACGGCGAGGUCCGACGAGGCUACCACAAGGUGUCCCUGCAGGUGCACCCCGACCGCGUAGACGAGGAUCAGAAAGAGGACGCCACCCGCCGCUUCCAGAUCUUGGGAAGAGUCUAUGCGAUUCUGAGUGACAAGGAGCAGAGAGCAGUGUACGAUGAACAGGGGACAGUGGACGAGGACUCUGGUAGCCUCAACCAGGACCGGGACUGGGAUGCGUAUUGGAGGUUACUCUUUAAAAAGAUAUCGCUAGAAGACAUUCAAGCAUUUGAAGAGACGUACAAGGGUUCUGAAGAAGAGCUAGCCGAUAUUAAACAGGCCUAUCUGGACUUCAAGGGCGACAUGGAUCAGAUCAUGGAGUCUGUGCUUUGUGUGCAGUACACAGACGAACCCAGGCUAAGGAACAUCAUUCAACAAGCUAUUGAUGCCAAGGAGGUCCCAUCGUACAAUGCCUUCGUCAAAGAGUCUAAACAAAAAAUGAGUGCAAGGAAAAGGAGGGCUCAGGAAGAGGCUAAAGAGGCAGAGUUGACCAAAAAGGAGCUGGGGCUGCAGGAAGGAGUGGACAACCUGAAAGCACUCAUCCAGAGCAGACAAAAGGAUCGGCAAAAGGAAAUGGACAAUUUUCUGGCUCAGAUGGAAGCAAAGUACUGCAAACCUUCCAAAGGGAAAAGGACGGCUCCCAAGAAGGAAAAGAAAUAAUAGAAUUUUUCUCUUCAUAUGUCAAUGGUGCCUUGGUAGACAAGGUGAAGGCAGGUGUUAGCCUAACCUUUGAGAGAAGUUUUUUUCUGCUUAAAAUACCUGGAUCGCCUAAGCCAGGCAGGAGUCACCCCUAGAGUUUGCUUUGUGAGGGGUUCACAUGAAGGGUGUAGCGGUGAUGGUGGGAAGUGUGGAUUCGAUGUCUGCCUCCAUGGGUUUUCUGCCUAGGGAGCUGAUUUGCAUGCACUUAAGAAAUAUUCUCCCUGCAGGGAGAACUGCAGAUGGAAUGUAAAGUGAAAUUUUAAAAAAUGUAAAAAAAGAAAUACUCUACCCACAGAGAAUACCCGAACAGCUGUUUCAAUAAUCCUAGAUGCUCUUCCUGUUCUACUGUUACGUUUUUGUCUUCUGUCCUUGUGGGAACAGAAGUGGGUGUUCAUAUUACUGCAGAUUUUUUUUGUAAGAUUGUAUGUGGCUAAAUAAAGAAAAACUUAAAAGGUC
This is a messenger RNA of Alexandromys fortis (reed vole), 4096 nucleotides long. RefSeq names its product DnaJ heat shock protein family (Hsp40) member C9 (gene Dnajc9). The record is from RefSeq and is a predicted model, not a curated record. Gene Ontology annotation, cellular component: cytoplasm; nucleus. The transcript has 5 exons. Gene Ontology annotation, molecular function: heat shock protein binding. Bases 2825 to 3601 code for a protein of 258 amino acids. Lineage: Eukaryota; Metazoa; Chordata; Mammalia; Rodentia; Cricetidae.